AUGCCGAAAAGUUUUUCAUUCCUGGUAAUCUAUCUAUCUAUCUAUCUAUCUAUCUCACAUAACAACAUAACUUUCUAUCUCAUUUUGUUCACAUCCAUCUAUCUAUCUAUCUCAUUUUGUUCACAUCUAUCUAUCUAUCUCAUUUUGUUCACAUCUAUCUAUCUAUCUAUCUAUCUAUCUAUCUAUCUCAUUUUGUUCACAUCUAUCUAUCUAUCUAUCUAUCUAUCUCAGUUUGUUUACAUCUAUCUAUCUAUCUAUCUAUCUAUCUCAGUUUGUUCACAUCUAUCUAUCUAUCUAAGUUUGUUCACAUCUAUCUAUCUAUCUAUCUAUCUCAGUCUAUUCACAUCUAUCUAUCUAUCUCAGUUUGUUCACAUCUAUCUAUCUAUCUAUCUAUCUAUCUAUCUCACUCUAUUCACAUCUAUCUAUCUAUCUAUCUCAUUUUGUUCACAUCUAUCUAUCUAUCUCAGUUUGUUUACAUUGAUCUAUCUAUCUAUCUAUCAUCUAUCAAAUAAUUCUAACAUCUAUCUAUCUAUCUCAUUUUGUUCAAUAUCUAUCUAUCUAUCUAUCUAUCUAUGUAUCUCAGUCUAUUCACAUCUAUCUAUCUAUCUAUCUAUCUAUCUCAGUCUAUUCACAUCUAUCUAUCUAUCUAUCUAUCUCAGUCUAUUCACAUCUAUCUAUCUAUCUAUCUAUCUAAUCUAUUACAUUCACUUACGCGCUGAUACCCUUGGGAAAGUUAUGAAUCCUCUUCUUCUCCCUCCCCCAAGCUAUGGGUAA
This is a messenger RNA of Acanthosepion pharaonis, 774 nucleotides long. Lineage: Eukaryota; Metazoa; Mollusca; Cephalopoda; Sepiida; Sepiidae. The record is from the annotation of a GenBank genome assembly.